CUCAAUAAACGAUGCAUAAUAUUUCAGAUAACCCAAACUAAGAAAAGUUUCCCCUUUGGUACUGCAGUAGCAAGUGAUGAAUAUCUUUAUGGACAUCAACAGUAUCGAGAUUUCCUAAAUAAACACUUUAAUUGGGGAACAUUGGAAGGCGCAUUGAAAUGGCCAGCUAACGAAAACGUCCGGGGCCAUCUGACCUAUGAUCUACCUAUGAAAACUAUAGCUGAAUUAAGAAAACAUGGAAUCAAAGUCCGAGCUCACAAUAUCAUUUGGUCAGUUCCUACCUUUAUCCAGAAUUGGGUAAAAGCAUUGUCUGGUUCUGCUUUACGUCAAGCUGUUUCUAAUAGAAUACAUAGUGUGAUGAAUGAAGUCAAAGGAUUAGUAGAACAUUGGGAUGUUAACAAUGAAAAUCUACAUGCCCAAUGGUUUCAAGACCGCCUACACGAUGGUCAGUAUAAUCUGGAAGUUUUUAGACUCGCUCAUCAAACUGAUCCAAAAGUUCAUCUGUUUUUGAAUGAAUAUGAUGUAGUAGCUAGAGGAGCUUAUACUCAGGCAUAUAAAAAUCAAGCCGAUCAUUUUAAAGCCAGUAAUACAGGUAUCUAUGGUAUAGGUGUCCAAGGUCAUUUUACAGACGAAAUGCCACCUGAUCCAACACUGAUUAAGGCUCGUUUAGAUGUCCUAGCUCAAACAGGAUUACCAAUCUGGAUUACAGAGCUGGAUGUUAUGGCAGCCGAUGAAAAUAAACGAGCACAGUUUUAUGAAACAGCACUGAGAAGUCUGUAUGGUCAUCCUGCUGUGAAGGGCAUUGUUUUCUGGGGUUUCUGGAGUAAGAGACACUGGAGGGGUGAUAAAGGUGCCAUGGUUAAUGCCGAUUUUUCUGUAAACGCAGCAGGAAGGAAGGUUAUUGACCUUCUUGAGAAUCAAUGGAUGACCCACGAAACAAGAAGUUUGUCAAAAUCUGGAGAUAAUUAUUUUACUGUGCAUGGUUUCCAUGGUGAUUAUCAAGUCAAGGUCAUAUACCAAGGUCAUGAAAUACAGGAUCAGAGGAAAAGUUUUACACUUGGCUCAUCACCUUAUAGUAUUAACGUUCAUGUUCAUAAAUAA
This is a messenger RNA of Lottia gigantea (owl limpet), 1101 nucleotides long. RefSeq lists its product as hypothetical. The transcript is spliced from 7 exons. Lineage: Eukaryota; Metazoa; Mollusca; Gastropoda; Lottiidae. Gene Ontology annotation, biological process: carbohydrate metabolic process. The annotation marks the transcript as partial. The record is from RefSeq and is a predicted model, not a curated record. Gene Ontology annotation, molecular function: hydrolase activity, hydrolyzing O-glycosyl compounds.